AUGAACCAAUCCACCUCCAUCGCUCUCUCCAACCUCGUCCCCCGACAUUCUGGCGCCCUUCCCCCCGAGCUCCUCGACCUAACCAGUUCCCUUAUUGCCCAAUCGCGCGUGAAAUGUUCGUUGAACCAAGAACAGGAAAUUGGCAGGACUUAUGCUUGUGCCAAUCUUGCUUGUGAACGUCUCAAAACAAUAUUGAAUCUUCCCAAAAUCGAACCUCGACCUCCAGUUCCCCCGAGAGUUUAUAGGAAAUUAUAUGCAUAUAUUGAGGAUUCGCUGGCUACUGUGACGCCAAGGAAACGGUCGAGAAUUGAGGAUAAUGGAGAUGGAAAUGGGAAUGGGAAUGGACAUGCGACGCCGAGUAGAAAAUCCUCAUUAGCACAAACCCCCAAGAGAAACACACCAGGCCGAAACGACACCCCCAUAAAAACCAUUCUUCCUCUUCCACAGCGCAGCACGCCCUCUAAAACCAAAAGCCUUGCGAGUUUCCGCACCCCCAAAAAAGGAUUGAGGUACGAGAAAAGAGAUGAGAGGAAAAUACCGCGUUGGAUAGGUGUGGUAGGCAGAGAAUUGUGCGGAAAACUUGGCAUGAAGGAGGCGACGCCGCAUGUGUUGGCGGGGGUAGAGAGUUUGAUUUUUUGGGAGGGAGAGGAGGAGAGGAGGGGUGAGGAAUGGGAGGCGCUUAGUGAUGAGGAUUUUAAGGGAAAUAGAGUGAGGGCGCUGGGGGUGUUGAAGGAGGCGAGGAGGGAUGAGGAAGUAGAGAGGAAGGUUGGAGAUGGGGGAUGGGAGGGCUGGGAUUUACCCGAGGAUGAGGAUGAGGAUACGGACCAAGAAAAUGAGGAUGAUGGGGAGGGGAAGAGGAGUAAUGAGGACGAUGUUAAUAAUUGGGUUGCGGAGAUAGUUGGGAAGGGGUGUUUAGAGAUGGAAUGGUAUCAAAAUAUCAUCGGAGCAGACGAUUCAGUCGAUGAAGACGAUGAAGACGAAGAUCAAGAAAGAGAAGAGGCAUUAGAUGAGGGAGAAAGGGCUCUAGUUCGAGAGCACGAAAUGAGAUACGGACUCGGCACAAUGCGACAGAAGAAAGUGGAUUAUCUAUCAGAGGAGAAGAAAGCUGCAUACAAGAAAGAAGCAGCGAGGAAUGGAGAUGUGGUGAUAGAUGUAUAG
Sclerotinia borealis F-4128 is the source of this 1158-nucleotide messenger RNA. NCBI's taxonomy places the organism in Eukaryota, Fungi, Ascomycota, Leotiomycetes, Helotiales, Sclerotiniaceae. The record is from the annotation of a GenBank genome assembly.